AUGUCUACUUUCCAAAUCCCAGAUAGCAACGUCGAUGUUACACUUUGUGAAGGUAUCACCAAGAAUGAAUUAUUGGAAUUUCCAGCAUUUAAAUCAUGGCACAAUCGCCUAACCACAUCUCUUGCCCUACAAGACAAAUCCUCUGAUCAUCCUUUCCAUUCCGAUCCCUACAAUCUCCGUUCCAUCAAAAUCCAAUCACUCGACCGCUGGGGUAAACGCAUUGGUUUUAUCAAGAUUAGCAGCAAAAUUACAAAUGAAGCAGGCGAAUCUCUUCCCGGGGACAUCUUCCUCAGAGGUCCAAGUGUAGGCAUGAUGGUUAUUGUCCAACCCGCAGAUAUCAAGAACCCCGAUGAGGAAAGAUGGGUAGUAAUGACCGUUCAACCUCGACCUGCUUCAGGGAGUUUGGCAUUUAUUGAAUUACCGGCUGGUAUGGUUGAUGAUGUGACAUUCAAAGGUGCAGCUGCGAAGGAGAUCGAAGAGGAAUUGGGCUGGACUAUACCAGCAGAUGAAUUGAAGAAUUUGAGUGAGCUGGCUAUUGGGGAUGAGGCGAAUAAAGAGGGAGAGGUGUUGCCGAGAGCAAUGUUCCCUAGUGCGGGGGGCUGUGACGAGUUUGUUCAGAUCUUCUUGCAUGAGAAGAAGAUAUCGAGAGAAGAGUUGAAGAAAACUACGGGUAAGCUUACAGGGUUGAGGGAUGAUGGUGAGAAGAUUACACUGAAAUUAGUCAAGUUGGAGGAUUUGUGGAAGGAGGGUGCGAGGGACAGUAAGGCUUUGACUGCAUGGGCUCUCUAUGACGGUUUAAAGCGAACCGGGAAACUGUGA
This is a messenger RNA of Sclerotinia borealis F-4128, 819 nucleotides long. Lineage: Eukaryota; Fungi; Ascomycota; Leotiomycetes; Helotiales; Sclerotiniaceae. The record is from the annotation of a GenBank genome assembly.